AUGGAUGAUCCAACCCUUUAUCGCAGUGUCAUCGGUGCCCUCCAAUAUGCUACUCUGACCCGGCUAGACAUUACAUUUGCAGUUAACAAAGUGUGUCAAUUCAUGCAUCAACCAACUCUGGAUCACUGGACUAGCGUCAAGCGUAUACUUCGGUAUCUCAAGCAUACUGCAUCUCAUGGGAUACUUUUCCAACCCCAGCAGUCUAUGCAGCUCUCUGCGUACUCUGAUGCUGAUUGGGUAGGUUGCCCAGAUGACAGAAAAUCUACUGGCGGGUACGCCAUCUUUCAUGGCACCAACUUGAUCUCCUGGAGUUCUCGAAAACAAGCUACAGUAGCCCAUUCGAGCACAGAGGCUGAGUACAGGGCCCUUGCCAACACUGCUGUUGAGCUUACAUGA
Molecule: messenger RNA, 396 nt
Organism: Telopea speciosissima
Lineage: Eukaryota; Viridiplantae; Streptophyta; Magnoliopsida; Proteales; Proteaceae
Exons: 1
Coding region: 1-396 (131 amino acids)
Source: RefSeq, a predicted model, not a curated record